AUGAAAAAUUCACAAGGAGAGGACAAUAGGAAGCCUAAAAACUCCAAGUCUAAACUGGACCCCGAUCCCGUUUUCCAAAGGGGGCAAAUACCUUGGGAUCACACUAAACCAGCGGCUCUCAAGGAAUUCUCAUUUGGCUACCCAGAGAACCAAAAUUACCUGGGGGAUGUGCAUAAGGCUCUGCACCAAGAACUGGGGUUUAAACUCCAAAAUGACCCCAAGGCUAUACACUUGCGUCUUAAGACCAAUGUUUACAUAAGGGUCGGUGGUGUGGUCGACCAAGACUCUGCAAGCCAAAGCAAUCAGGCUAUUAAGAGGCACCCAAAGACAAUGCUGCCUCAGUUUGGCUGGAGCCAUGAGCACAACGCCAACUACGACCCCAGGCAAAUGCAGAGUCACGGCGGAUAUGCAGGCAAUGAUAAACUAGAAGCAAAAGCGUCUCGAUUUAAAGUGAGCGAUCUUCAAGGAAGGACGCUGUUUUCUGCAGACAAAAACGAAGUAGUCGUCGGAGCAGAUUUGCUCAGGCUUCAAGGGGCAGGAGGGGUUGUGAUUGACGGUAGCCUCCAGACGCCUUUGGUGAGGGCCAACCCAGGAUCGGACCUGAGCUUGGAAUCUCCGACAAGGUCGCUGCAGGUGAUGGCUCCUUCCGGAGUGUCGCUGGAGUCCAGGGCGGGCGAUAUAAGUGCGACCUGCCUCACGGACCUGAAAUUGGAAUCGAUGGACGGGGCGAUUCGCCUGGAAGCGGCUCGAAUCCUGCUGCCGGGGCUGAAGACAGCCCAUUCCCGGCCGCAGCCGAGGGGUCGUCAGAGUUUUCAGCCUGCGUCCGCCACCUCGACAGUCUUCCAGCUCUGCUCAUGCCACAACGGUAAACUUUUCCUAGCACCCGCUGACGGCUUAUGUGCCACCGACAACGAAAAACUCCUCUGCAGGUGAAAGGAGAACCCCUUCCCUCCGGUUCUCCAGUGGUCCAGCCCUGACUAUACGUUUGCGAUAUACGUGAUUACGAAUUUUCAAUCUUGUCCUUUUUUUUAUAUGUUUGUGAAUUCGACGAUCCUCGUCCGGUAUAUUAACGUGUACGAAGCAAAAAUCAGUUUUCUUUUCCGAAACUGGAUUAAAGCACAACGCAAUGUACAUUUGCUAUAAAUAUUUCAACAAACCCUCACCCAAGAGACUGACAGGUAUAACCUGAUACCAAAGUUUCGAUUGAUACGCCAAAACCGAUCAAUAUUGUCCACCUCAGCGCGAGUCUAUAAACUGCAUAAAAAGACAAUAUAAUAAUGAAGAUAAUCAGAUUGGUAUAAUACAAAUGACUAUAGAUUUUUAUAUCCUAGACAAGGACAAGAUUUAAAAAUGUCUUUAUUUGUUUAACCAAAGAGGAAAGUGGGAAGCAGCUGAAUCAGACCAAAAAGAGUUAGACCCUGAAAUAAUUAUGCAUUUUUGAAUGUGAGAUUUUAGUUCACUUAUGAAAAAUAGCUGCAUUUAGGAAUAUAUUGUAUACAGUUAAUGGAAAUUUUGUGCCAUACGAAGCUUCAACGCCCGUGCACAUUACCAGCAAACCAUUGGCCUAAACUCGUUCUAGAACGGGUUCUUAGUAGAGCAAUGACUAUUAUUUUCUUAUUGAUCCAAGUCUACUCGAUAUAUACGAAAGACUACAGUUCUUUCCUCUGCUAAUUUCAAUUUAUUUAUUAUGGAUGGAAUCGAGCAAAAAAAAAUUAUAGGUUAUUUAAGGUUUGUAAUUCUAUUAUUGUUCGAAAACAAGAAGGUAGAAGAAUAUGUCAUAUCGUAUCAGUUGCAAAUAAAUAAUAAUUGUAAAUUGCCAAAAAAAGUUGUAAAUAAAUACUGAAAUAUUUGUAUUUGAUAACGCUAGUUGGCAAGUAAACGAAAUAUGUAAAUAGAAGCGUUAGAAUAAAGUGUACAGAAACUGUAUAAUAUGUUAUUGCAAAUAUUAAGCUGGGCUUAUUCUUUGUUUUCAAAACCUAAUGUCAAGAGAAUCGCCAGGUAUCAUAAAAUCAGAAAUCUUAUGAAAGUCUACAUUUCGAUAAACUACUUUUUAUUACUGCUAUAACACGACCAUGUCAAAAAGUUAGGAUCUUACCUGGUGUUUCGCAGUAAAACGUAGCUCAUUAAACAGAAAACCCCCUUCGUUUAGCUGCGCAGUGUAAGCCAAGCUUAAAAUUGUGUUAAUUCAUUAAAAUUCUAUUGACAGUGUUAUGAAAUGUGAAAAUUAAAAAAAUUUGUAAAUAGUUUUGCCUACAUUAUUUCCACGGAUAGAUUUCAAGUUUAAUUUUUACAAAUUUACUGUAAAUAACCAUAAACCUGUUUGUUCA
Messenger RNA from Cimex lectularius (bed bug), 2327 nucleotides. RefSeq lists its product as uncharacterized. NCBI's taxonomy places the organism in Eukaryota, Metazoa, Arthropoda, Insecta, Hemiptera, Cimicidae. Gene Ontology annotation, biological process: cardiac muscle tissue development; heart contraction. Gene Ontology annotation, cellular component: sarcoglycan complex; sarcolemma. The coding region runs from base 1 to 933 and encodes 310 amino acids. The transcript has 6 exons. The record is from RefSeq and is a predicted model, not a curated record.